UCUUGAAAUUUUAGUUGAAAAUGUCGGAAUGAUUCUAGGAGAUGGGAGUGGAGUAACCGUCAGGGAUAGGUAUAAAUUGGGUCGAGUCCCACCUUGGUCAUUUUAUUUCGACAUAACAAACCCGAAUCCCCUAUUUAUUGCCACACCACUCGAUCCCUCCUGCUAGAAUUUGCCAAAGAAAUGAGUCGUGUUCUACUCACCGGAGCUUCUGGCUUCAUUGCCUCCCAUGUCCUUGAGCUUCUCCUCCAACGCGGAUACUCUGUCCGCUUCACCGUUCGCAGUGAGGAAAAGGCGCAAAGGCUUCUUGAAGCACAUAAGCAGUACAAGGACAAACUCGAUUACGUUCUAGUCAAGGAUAUCGCCCAACCCGGAGCUUUCGACGAAGCAGUCAAGAGCGAUCCCCCGUUCACAGGGAUCCUGAACGUCGCCUCACCCUUCCACUUGAAUGUCACAGACCCAAAGACCGAAUUGAUUGAUCCAGCCGUGAAUGGUACUCUUGGUAUCCUCGGGGCUACAAAAGCUUUUGCAUCAACCGUUAGGAGAAUCGUCAUCACUUCAUCUUCCGCCGCGAUUGUGGAUCCCAAUAAACCUAACAACGGUGCCGGUUACACAUACACCGAGAAUGACUGGAACCCAAUCACUCUUGAAGAGGGUCUCCUGAACCCAAGCAACGGGUACCGUGCUUCCAAGAAGCUUGCCGAGAAGGCGGCAUGGGACUUUGUCGAACAGGAGAGACCCAAUUUCGAUAUUGCUACAAUCAAUCCCCCGCUUGUUUUAGGACCCGUCAAGCCAUAUGUCUCUUCGCUGAGCAGUCUCAACACAUCCAAUGAAAGAGUCCUCGAUUUCAUCCAAGGAAAAGCUAAGAACGGAGCUCCUCCUUCAGGAGUCUAUAUUUGGGUGGAUGUCAGGGAUCUUGCUCUAUCGCAUAUUCUUGCCCUGGAAAACUUAGAAGCCGGAGGAAAAAGAUUCUUCAUCACCGAGGGCUAUUUCUCAAACCAGAAAAUUAUUGAUGUUAUUCGCGAGAACUUCCCACAGUUUGUUGCCGGAUUGCCAGAAGAGGAUCAGCCUAAUGGCGGAUACCCACAGGGCCUGUACAAAGCAGAUAAUUCAAGGAGCAAACAGCUUCUAGGACUCACCUAUAGGGGUUUGGGGGUGUCGGUAACAGACUUGGUAAAGAGCUUGGUGGAGUUGGGGGCGGGUAGAUAA
Messenger RNA from Tuber melanosporum (Perigord truffle), 1206 nucleotides. RefSeq lists its product as uncharacterized. Gene Ontology annotation, molecular function: oxidoreductase activity, acting on the CH-OH group of donors, NAD or NADP as acceptor. The transcript has 7 exons. The record is from RefSeq and is a predicted model, not a curated record. The coding region runs from base 181 to 1206 and encodes 341 amino acids. NCBI's taxonomy places the organism in Eukaryota, Fungi, Ascomycota, Pezizomycetes, Pezizales, Tuberaceae.